Molecule: messenger RNA, 642 nt
Organism: Meloidogyne enterolobii
Lineage: Eukaryota; Metazoa; Nematoda; Chromadorea; Rhabditida; Meloidogynidae
Source: the annotation of a GenBank genome assembly
UUUCAGAUUUUUAUUUAUGUAAUUUCCCACUUUUUGCCAAUAUUAUGUCAGAUAAUUGUGCUUCAACAAAACAACCUCAUUUAAUGGAAUUAAUGAAUCAAAUGUGCAAAGAAGCUGGAAUUCAAGACUAUGUGUGACAUGGCCUAUUCUCUUACAAAAAAUGUUCUAGUAGAGGCUAGAUCUGUUGCUGAUUUUAGUGGGAAAAAAUUUGUUGAAAAAAGUGAUGUUGAUUUUGCAUUGAAGACAUUCAAUGAAAAAUAUUGUAAAGAUCGUCCACCUAUUGCUUUAAUGAAUGAUUUGGCACAAGAAAAGAAUUCUCAACCUUUACCCCAAAUUAGACAAAAUUAUGGACUUCGACUGCCUAAUGACCGUUUUUGUCAGUUACAAUCUAAUUUUAUUUAUGACGAUCUUCCUUCGACUUCAAAUAAUAAUGAAGAUGAGGAUGAUGAAUUGAGACAACAAAAUAUUCAAACUUCCGAAAAUUUCCCUAAACGUCAAAAACCAGAAUCAUCAACAAACUUUAACCCCGAUCUUGUUGCCAAUUUAUUAAUGGGAAGAACAAAUAAUGACUCGAGGAAGCGGGCUUUUCAUGAUGAAGAAAAAGAAGAUAAGACAGAAGAUUUUGAUGAUUAUGAUUGUUGA